ACAAUACAGACAGACAGACGGACGGACAGUAGCCGUGCCGGGAUCAUGAUGUCUCCGGGGGUCCUCAUUGGUCUGUGGAGCUGCCGGGUCAGCGAGGAGAACGGGAUCCGGUAAUCCUGACGCCCCGCUCCAUCCCAGCCCACACCCACGCAAAGAGCAUCUGGAUUUUGUGCUUGCAAAACGCGCGCUUGGCGAUCGUGAGAUCCCGAUCUGAUUCCCGGGGCAUGAGAGCGCACGGUUCCGCGAUGCUUCAGUGUCACCUGCGCGUCUGAUGAAUCCGCCCGCAUCAUCCGCAGCAUGUCCUCACGGAAGAUCUCCUCCGAAUCCUUCAGUUCCAUGGGCUCGGACUACCUGGAGAGCCCCGUCGAGGACGGAGAGUGCCCGUUCUCACGCGUCUUCUGGAACGGCCGGAGCCCCGUGGAGACGCUCUCGUGUCCGUUCGAGGAAGUGGCCGUCAGCAGACGGGUCGCCCGGCGCAAACGCGUUAAUCUGGACUCGCUUGGGGAGAGUUUGAGACGGCUCACCUCACCCACGACACAGACAAUUCAUUUGGCCCUGCAGAGAACGGUGGAUUUUUACAGACAGAGAGAAAUCAGUGGACAAGAGUUUGUAAGAAGCAUGUCAGAAGAGCAGAAGUUUUUGUUUGAUAACUCGCGCUGUGACAGCCAGUCCGACAUCUCAGGAAUAUUGAAAUACACAGCAACUAUUUUAGGUGUGGACUUCGCCUCUGUACGGGGCCGAUUUGGUGAGGAAUUCUUCGGUUUGUGUCUAGAGGAGAACGAGAGGGUUCUACGAUCUCUCGGUGGGAACCUGCAGGAUUUCUUCAACGGUUUCGACGCUCUUCUAGAACACAUUAGAACGUCCUGCGGGCGACGAGCUACAUCCGAGGCCCCCUCUUUCCUAUGCAAAGAUGCUCCUCAGGAGAACGAAGAAUCGAAUGGAGAGAGAGAUGGAAGACAGACUCUUCUCCUCCAUUGUUUCAACCCCGACCCCACUGUGGGUGUGGCAAUGCUGGGGUUGAUUCGAGCCGCCGCUCGACGAAUCUAUCAAUUGGACGUUUCGGUGGAGGAAGCUCCUCCCACUUGGCUGCACACAGCCAAUGAGGAUGGAGAGCUCUCAGUGGACUCCUCCCCCUCUUCAUCCCCAUCUCCGCCCUCUUUGUCCUCUCCAUCCUGUUUGUCCUUCCUCAUCAGAGAGAUUCGGACUCAACCUACAUCUUCGUCAUCUUCAUCCUUAUCCUCGCACCCCACCACCGCAUCUCGGCAGCUUUCGCGCUCACCGCUGGACCUACGGAUCAGCUUGAGCACAUUUUGCAGAGCCUUCCCCUUCCAUCUGGUGCUGGGACCCAACAUGGAGGUUCUGCAGGUCGGAGAGGGGCUCCGUAAACAGGCCAAGAUCGACCCGCACCGAACACUCACCUUCAGCAACAGCUUUGAGUUGGUUUCUCCCAGAAUACCCUGCACGUUCCAGAACAUUCUACAGCGGCUGUCCACACCAUUCACCAUUCGAACACGACCAGACGGAUCAGCACUCGACAGCAAGGAGAAGGUGAUGGAACUCAAAGGUCAGAUGCUUCACUUACCUGAAUCCAACUCCAUCAUGUUCCUGGGCUCUCCACGUGUUGAUAGGCUGGAGGAGCUCAUGGGGCGGGGUUUACAUUUGUCGGACAUCCCCAUGCAUGAUGCUACACGUGAUGUCAUCCUGGUUGGUGAACAGGCGAAAGCCCAGGAUGGACUGAAGAAACGCAUGGAUAAAAUCAAAGCCACGCUGGAGAAGACCCAUCAAGCUUUAGAAGAGGAGAAACGGAGAACCGUGGAUCUUCUAUAUUCCAUAUUCCCCGGCGACGUGGCACAGAGACUGUGGCAGGGACUUCCUGUCCAAGCCAAGAAGUUUGAUGAUGUCACUAUGUUGUUCUCCGAUAUUGUGGGGUUCACAGCGGUUUGUGCGCAGUGUACGCCAAUGCAGGUCAUCAGCAUGCUUAACGAACUCUACACACGCUUCGACUACCAGUGCGGAAUACUGGACGUCUAUAAGAUAGAAACUAUAGGUGAUGCGUACUGUGUGGCGGGAGGUCUCCACAGGAAGAUUGACAGCCACGCUAAGCCAAUUGCGCUCAUGGCUUUGAAGAUGAUGGAGUUGUCAGAGGAAGUGUUGACGCCUGAUGGGAAGCCAAUCAAGUUGCGGAUUGGAAUCCACUCGGGUUCGGUGCUGGCUGGUGUUGUCGGUGUGAUGAUGCCACGCUACUGUUUGUUUGGUAAUAACGUCACGCUGGCCAGCAAGUUUGAAUCGGGCAGUCACCCGCGCUGCAUCAACGUCAGCCCAACCACAUACCAACUUUUGCGUGAUGAUCGCUCAUUCUCCUUUGUCCCUCGCUCCAGGCAGGAGCUUCCCGACAACUUCCCCAAAGGGAUACCGGGAAUCUGCUAUUUCCUGGAGGCGGGCAAAUCCCAGAGCCACGCCUCCCUCACCAGCACUCGCUCCGCCCCCGUCCGCAAAGUGUCCUAUAACAUUGGUACCAUGUUUCUACGGGAGACUAGCCUCUGAGAUGGCCCCGUGCAUUCACUAUGACAUCACGUAGACUAGCGUUGCCUAUGGCAACUGGAUGCCCCGCCUCUUGAACCAGAGCUUCGGCCCCAGAGGUGAUGAAUGGACAUGGGAGGUAGAGGAUGGCCCUGCCCUGGCCCCACCCCUUUACGGAGCCAUGGAAAAUUGUAUU
Molecule: messenger RNA, 2716 nt
Organism: Myxocyprinus asiaticus (Chinese sucker)
Lineage: Eukaryota; Metazoa; Chordata; Actinopteri; Cypriniformes; Catostomidae
Product: guanylate cyclase soluble subunit alpha-2-like
Exons: 9
Coding region: 298-2544 (748 amino acids)
Biological process (GO): cGMP biosynthetic process; response to oxygen levels
Cellular component (GO): guanylate cyclase complex, soluble
Molecular function (GO): guanylate cyclase activity; heme binding
Source: RefSeq, a predicted model, not a curated record